UGGGCGGGGCGGGGCGGCGGCGGGCCGGUUCGGGGGACCGGGCGGCGGGCGCCAGCGGCCGGAGGACGCCCGGCUGCGGGAGGCGGCUCCGCAGCGCCCAGGCAAGCAAACCAAAGCUGCUUCUCCUCUGCUGCUGCUGCUCUCGUUUGGGAUUUGAUUUGCAUAAUCUCCGAGCCCAUUAAAAGAAAUAAAUAAAAAAAAAAAGAGGAGAAGAGAGAAAAAAAAAAUAAAAAAAAGGGCAAACCAAACCCACACAAAACAUGUGCGGAAGGACUUCCACUCCCUGGCUGUGCUAUUGAGGAUCAGGAAGAGCCUUUGGGGCUGCAGGAUCUCGCCAGGCUGAUGCUGCUGCUCAAGGAUUUGGUGCAGGGAGACAAAACUGCUGCCUCUUCCAUCCGCUGAUCUCAACAUCUGCAUUUUCCUGCUGCUGUGCUCCCUCUCACACCCUCUCUCCAUGGACUGAUUUUUUGAUUUUUUUUCCCUUUUUGCGGGGGGGGGAGGGAAGGACGAGCAGAAAGCCAAGGCAUCGUGCUGAGAGGAGCGAAAAUUCCCUUUCUGUCUCGUGUUCUGGUGGAUCUCUUUCGAGGUUAUUCAGCUUUUUGGAAAAGAAAACAUGACGUCGCCAGCAAAAUUCAAAAAGGAUAAGGAGAUCAUAGCUGAAUAUGACACUCAAGUUAAAGAGAUCCGUGCCCAGUUGGUAGAGCAGCUGAAAUGCCUUGACCAGCAGUGUGAGCUUCGGGUCCAGUUACUGCAGGACCUGCAGGAUUUCUUCCGCAAGAAGGCAGAGAUUGAGAUGGAUUACUCCAGGAAUUUGGAGAAGUUGGCUGAGAGAUUCCUGGCUAAAACUAGGAGCACCAAAGACCAGCAAUUCAAGAAGGAUCAGAACGUGCUGUCACCUGUGAACUGCUGGAACCUGCUGCUCAACCAGGUGAAGAGGGAGAGCAGGGACCACACCACCCUCAGUGACAUUUAUCUCAACAACAUCAUCCCACGCUUUGUCCAGGUCAGCGAGGACUCAGGACGCCUCUUCAAGAAGAGCAAGGAAGUGGGACUGCAGCUCCAGGAGGACUUGAUGAAGGUUUUGAAUGAACUCUACACGGUGAUGAAAACCUACCACAUGUACAACGCCGACAGCAUCAGCGCCCAGAGCAAGCUGAAGGAGGCAGAGAAGCAGGAGGAGAAGCAGAUUGGGAAAUCAGUGAAGCAGGAGGACAAGCAGACCCCGCGCUCCCCUGACUCCACCUCCAACGUCAAGUUUGAGGAGAAACACGUCCGGAGGAGCUCUGUCAAAAAAAUCGAGAAGAUGAAGGAGAAGCGCCAAGCAAAGUACACAGAAAACAGACUGAAGGCAAUUAAGGCAAGGAAUGAGUAUCUGCUGGCCCUGGAAGCCACCAAUGCCUCGGUGUUCAAGUACUACAUCCAUGACCUGUCUGAUCUCAUUGAUCAGUGCUGUGACCUGGGCUACCACGCCAGCCUCAACCGAGCCCUGAGGACGUUCCUGUCGGCCGAGCUGAACCUGGAGCAGUCCAAGCACGAGGGGCUGGAUGCCAUUGAGAAUGCUGUGGAGAACCUGGAUGCCAACAGUGACAAGCAGAGGCUGAUGGAGAUGUACAACAACGUCUUCUGCCCCCCCAUGAAGUUUGAGUUCCAGCCACACAUGGGGGACAUGGAGUCUCAGCUGUGUGCCCAGCAGCCAGUGCAGAGUGAGCUGGUGCAGAGGUGCCAGCAGCUGCAGUCCCGCUUGUCCACGCUGAAGAUUGAGAAUGAAGAGGUGAAGAAGACGAUGGAGGCCACGCUGCAGACAAUCCAGGACAUUGUCACCAUCGAGGACUUCGAUGUCUCCGACUGCUUCCAGUACAGCAACUCCAUGGAAUCUGUGAAAUCCACGGUGUCGGAAACGUUCAUGAGCAAACCCAGCAUUGCCAAGAGAAGGGCAAACCAGCAGGAGACUGAGCAGUUCUACUUCACUAAAAUGAAGGAGUACCUGGAGGGCAGGAACCUGAUCACCAAGCUCCAGGCCAAGCACGACCUCCUGCAGAAGACCCUGGGAGAAAGUCAGCGGACGGACUGUGCCCUGGCCAGUGGCAGGCGCAGCUCCACCGUGAGGAAGCAGGAUUCUUCCCAAGCCAUUCCCCUGGUGGUGGAGAGCUGCAUCCGAUUCAUCAGCAGGCACGGUUUGCAGCACGAAGGAAUAUUCAGAGUGUCUGGGUCCCAGGUUGAAGUGAACGACAUCAAAAAUGCAUUUGAGAGAGGGGAAGAUCCCUUGGCUGGGGACCAGAACGACCACGACAUGGAUUCCAUAGCAGGAGUCCUCAAGCUCUAUUUCAGAGGCCUGGAGCACCCCCUCUUCCCCAAGGACAUCUUCCAUGACCUGAUUGCCUGUGUCACCAUGGAUAAUCUGCAGGAGCGAGCGCUGCACGUCCGGAAGGUGCUGCUGAACCUGCCCAAGACCACCCUGAUUGUCAUGAGAUACCUCUUUGCAUUCCUCAAUCAUUUAUCUCAGUUCAGUGAAGAGAACAUGAUGGAUCCCUACAACCUGGCCAUCUGCUUCGGGCCCACGCUGAUGUCCGUGCCCGAGGGCCACGACCAGGUGUCCUGCCAGGCUCACGUCAAUGAACUGAUCAAAACCAUCAUCAUCCAACACGAGAACAUCUUCCCAGGGCCCAGGGAGCUGGAGGGCCCAGUCUACAGCAGAGGUGGAGCCACAGAGGAUUACUGUGAAAGCCCUCACGGAGAGAGAGCCCUGGCAGAAGAUUCAGUGCAGGAUGUCACAGCUGAGCACCACACCAGUGAUGAUGAGUGUGAGCCCAUAGAGGCCAUAGCCAAGUUUGACUACGUGGGCAGGACUGCACGGGAGCUGUCCUUCAAGAAAGGAGCCUCCCUGCUGCUCUACCAGCGCGCUUCGGACGACUGGUGGGAGGGACGGCACAACGGCGUCGACGGCCUCAUCCCCCACCAGUACAUCGUGGUGCAGGACACUGAGGAUGGGAUGUCGGAAAGGUCCAGCCCCAAGUCGGAAAUAGAAAUCAAUUCUGAGCCACCGGAGGAGAAGGUGACAGCCAGAGCUGGUGCCAGCUGCCCGAGCGGGGGCCACGUCGCAGACAUUUACCUUGCAAACAUCAACAAGCAAAGAAAGAAACCAGAGUCAGGCAGCAUCAGAAGAGCGUUCCGUCAAAGUGACAGCCACGGCCUAGGUAGUUCCCUGGCAGAACCAGCCUCCCCCGGGGCCAUAGCCGCUUCCAGGCCCUCAUCUCAGCCCAUUAUGAGCCAAAGUCUUCCCAAGGAGGUUCCAGACAAAUGCUCCAUCAGUGGGCACGGCAGCCUGAACUCCAUCAGCCGGCACUCGUCGCUGAAGAGCAGGAUGGACAGCCCGCAGAUCCGCAAGGCCGUCACCGCCGGCCGCUCCAAGAGCUUCAACAACCACCGGCCCCUGGACCCCGAGGUCAUCGCGCAGGACAUUGAAGCCACCAUGAACUCGGCCCUGAACGAGCUGCGGGAGCUGGAGCGGCAGAGCAGCGUCAAGCACGCGCCCGACGUCGUGCUGGACACCCUGGAGCCCCUGAAAACCUCGCCGGUGGUGGCCCCCACCUCGGAGCCCUCCAGCCCCCUGCACACCCAGCUCCUCAAGGACACUGAGCCCCCCUUCCAGCGCAGUGCCAGCACUGCUGGGGACAUCCCCUGCACCUUCAGGCCCGUCAAGUCUGUCAAAAUGGCCACGCAGGUGAAGCCGCCGGCCACGCGCCCCAAGCCCGCCGUGUUCCCCAAAACCAGCGCCAGCACCCCCGGCGUGGCCUCCUCUGCAGCCCAGCAGCCCCCUGACAAGUCCUGUACUGUCUGAUGCACCCCUGCUGCUCUCUGGGUACAACUCCUGCUGUUCCAGAUGGAGAGACUCCGGCAAAGACAUGAAAAUUCCUAUUUAACGAAUGCUUGGAUUGAAGGGGAGCUGCUGGGAGCUGCUGGGAGCUCCUGAGCGGCCACAGCCUCGUCCCACGUCCCCAGGACAGCUCCUGCCACGCUUGGGAAAUCCACAAUCCACGAGCCACUGUGAAGCUGAGCAGGAAAACACCAAGGGAUGAGUUGGAUUUUGAUGCCUUGUUCAAGUGUUCGGCCGCUGGAAGGAACUUUUGGUGGUGUCCUGUUUUGGGAUACUGGUGUAGUGACUUCUGUAUUCUGUGUUUCAUUUACCACAGGGAAACAAUAGGAUAGAUUUUAGUCUAUUGCAUGUUUUGGUGCCACUGGUUACGUGGAGCUUGGACAUGCCUGUUUCUUGUGCAUUAUUAUUAUAAUAAUUAUAAUUAUUAUUAUUAUUAUUCCGUCGCCCGCUGGUGCCACGGUGGUUAAGGGUCUGUCUCGACUUCCAUCACAUCCUCUGGUUUUGUUUGUUUGCUCCCCAUUCCUCCCCCUCAGGGCCAAAGCCUUUGGCCAUCCAGCCUCAUGCUUUAUUUGUCAUGGAGAAAUGAGUUUACUCUGGAACACUCGUAGAUUUUGUGGAGUUCACCGUGAGACGUGUCUGUGCAAAUAUAAACAAACAUGUUUUCCUGAGCUCUGGGAGCACAAGAAAGAGCCCAGUCAUUGCUUAUGGACAAUCUUCACUGGUUUCCCCCUUUGCUCUCCCAUAUUUAAAAGCAGCUUUAUUGUUUCCAGUGGCAUUUUCAGCCCGUGGGCUCUGAUGUGGUGUUUGCUCUCGGGAGACUGAAUGUAAAACAAA
Messenger RNA from Passer domesticus (house sparrow), 4708 nucleotides. RefSeq names its product SLIT-ROBO Rho GTPase activating protein 2 (gene SRGAP2). Gene Ontology annotation, biological process: signal transduction; negative regulation of cell migration. The transcript has 23 exons. Gene Ontology annotation, molecular function: protein binding. The record is from RefSeq and is a predicted model, not a curated record. Gene Ontology annotation, cellular component: cytoplasm. Bases 614 to 3838 code for a protein of 1074 amino acids. NCBI's taxonomy places the organism in Eukaryota, Metazoa, Chordata, Aves, Passeriformes, Passeridae.